AUGGUCCGCGCCCAGGCUCUGGUCCUGGCGCUCACCUUCCAGCUCUGCGCUCCUGAGACCGAGACUCCGGCAGCUGGCUGCACCUUCGAGGAAGUGAGUGACCCAGCAGUGCCCUGUGAGUACAGCCAGGCCCAGUACGACGACUUCCAGUGGGAGCAAGUGCACGUCCACCCUGGCACCCGGUCUCCAGCGGAUCUGCCCCACGGCUCCUACUUGAUGGUCAAUGCUUCCCAGCAUGCUCCAGGCCAGAGGGCCCAUGUCAUCUUCCAGAGCCUGAGCGAGAAUGACACCCACUGUGUGCAGUUCAGCUACUUCCUGUACAGCCGGGAUGGGCACAGCCCGGGCACCUUGGGCAUCUAUGUGCGUGUCAAUGGGGGUCCCCUGGGCAGUGCCGUCUGGAACAUGACAGGAUCACAUGGCCGUCAGUGGCACCAGGCAGAGCUGGCUGUCAGCACCUUCUGGCCCAAUGAGUAUCAGGUGCUGUUUGAGGCCCUCAUCUCCCCAGACCGCAGGGGCUACAUGGGCCUAGAUGACGUCCUGCUUCUCAGCUACCCCUGCGCGAAGGCCCCGCACUUCUCCCGCCUGGGCGAUGUGGAGGUCAACGCUGGCCAGAACGCCUCCUUCCAGUGCAUGGCAGCAGGCCGAGCGGCAGAGGCCGAGCACUUCCUCCUGCAGCGGCAGAGCGGGGUGCUGGUGCCCGCCGCCGGCGUGCGGCACAUCAGCCACCGGCGUUUCCUGGCUACCUUCCUGUUGGCCUCCGUGAGCCGCUCGGAGCAGGACCUGUAUCGUUGCGUGUCCCAGGCCCCGCGAGGUGCGGGCGUCUCCAACUUCGCGGAGCUCAUCGUCAAGGAACCCCCCACCCCCAUCGCGCCCCCCCAGCUGCUGCGCGCGGGGCCCACCUACCUCAUCAUCCAGCUCAACACCAACUCCAUCAUUGGCGACGGGCCGAUUGUGCGCAAGGAGAUUGAGUACCGCAUGUCGCGCGGUCCGUGGGCCGAGGUGCACGCCGUCAGCUUGCAGACCUACAAGCUGUGGCACCUUGACCCGGACACCGAGUACGAGAUCAGCGUGCUGCUCACGCGCCCGGGUGACGGCGGUACUGGCCGCCCUGGCCCACCCCUCAUCAGCCGCACCAAGUGUGCAGAACCCAUGAGGGCCCCCAAAGGCCUGGCUUUCGCUGAGAUCCAGGCUCGCCAGCUGACCCUGCAGUGGGAACCUCUGGGCUACAACGUGACACGUUGCCACACGUACGCGGUGUCCCUGUGCUAUCAUUACACGCUGGGCAGCAGCCACAACCAGACCGUCCGGGAGUGCGUGAAGAUGGAGCGGGGCGCCAGCCGCUACACCAUCAAGAACCUGCUGCCCUACCGGAAUGUUCACGUGCGGCUCAUCCUCGCUAACCCCGAGGGGCGCAAGGAGGGCAAGGAGGUCACUUUCCAGACGGACGAGGAUGUGCCUGGUGGGAUUGCAGCUGAGUCCCUGACCUUCACUCCCCUGGAGGACAUGAUCUUCCUCAAGUGGGAGGAGCCCCAGGAACCCAACGGCCUCAUCACUCAGUAUGAGAUCAGCUACCAGAGCAUUGAGUCGUCGGACCCGGCGGUGAACGUGCCGGGCCCACGACGUACCAUCUCCAAGCUCCGCAACGAGACCUACCACGUCUUCUCCAACCUGCACCCAGGCACCACCUACCUGUUCUCUGUGCGCGCCCGGACGGGCAAAGGCUUUGGCCAGGCAGCACUCACCGAGAUCACCACGAACAUCUCAGCUCCCAGCUUUGAUUAUGCUGACAUGCCGUCUCCCCUGGGCGAGUCUGAGAACACCAUCACCGUUCUGCUGAGGCCAGCACAGGGCCGUGGCGCGCCCAUCAGUGUGUACCAGGUGAUCGUGGAGGAGGAGCGGCAGCGGAGGCUGCGUCGGGAGCCAGGCAGCCAGGACUGCUUCCCAGUGCCCUUGACCUUUGACGCGGCGCUGGCCCGUGGCCUGGUGCACUACUUUGGGGCAGAACUGGCGGCCAGCAGUCUGCCGGAAGCCAUGCCCUUCACCGUGGGUGACAACCAGACCUAUCGCGGCUUCUGGAACCCACCGCUUGAGCCCAGGAAGGCCUACCUCAUCUACUUCCAGGCAACAAGCCACCUGAAGGGGGAGACCCGGCUGAAUUGCAUCCGCAUCGCCAGGAAAGCUGCCUGCAAGGAAAGCAAGCGACCCCUGGAGGUGUCCCAGAGAUCGGAGGAGAUGGGACUCAUCCUGGGCAUCUGUGCAGGGGGACUUGCUGUCCUCAUCCUCCUCCUGGGGGCCAUCAUUGUCAUCAUCCGUAAGGGGAAGCCGGUGAACAUGACCAAGGCCACUGUCAACUACCGCCAAGAGAAGACCCACAUGAUGAGUGCGGUGGACCGGAGCUUCACGGACCAGAGCACCCUGCAGGAGGAUGAGCGGCUGGGCCUGUCUUUCAUGGACACCCAUGGCUAUAGCCCCCGGGGAGACCAGCGCAGCAGUGGGGUCACCGAGGCCAGCAGCCUGCUGGGAGGCUCCCCGCGGCGUCCCUGUGGCCGGAAAGGCUCCCCAUACCACACGGGACAGCUGCACCCUGCGGUGCGUGUGGCCGACCUCCUGCAGCACAUCAACCAGAUGAAGACGGCCGAGGGCUAUGGCUUCAAGCAGGAGUACGAGAGCUUCUUUGAAGGCUGGGAUGCCACAAAGAAGAAAGACAAAGUCAAGGGCAGCCGGCAAGAGCCCGUGCCUGCCUAUGAUCGGCACCGAGUGAAACUGCCCCCGAUGAUGGGAGGCCCCGAUGCCGACUCCAUUAACGCCAACUACAUAGACAUUCGGAUAAACCGUGAAGGUUACCACAGGUCAAACCACUUCAUAGCCACUCAAGGGCCGAAGCCUGAGAUGGUCUACGACUUCUGGCGCAUGGUGUGGCAGGAGCACUGUUCCAGCAUUGUCAUGAUUACCAAGCUGGUGGAGGUGGGCAGGGUGAAAUGCUCCCGGUACUGGCCGGAGGACUCGGACAUGUACGGGGACAUCAAGAUCACGCUGGUGAAAACGGAGACACUGGCUGAGUACGUCGUGCGCACCUUUGCCCUGGAGCGGAGAGGCUACUCUGCCCGGCAUGAGGUCCGCCAGUUCCACUUCACCGCGUGGCCGGAGCAUGGCGUCCCCUACCACGCCACGGGGCUGCUGGCCUUCAUCCGGCGCGUGAAGGCCUCUACCCCGCCUGACGCCGGGCCCGUCGUCAUCCAUUGCAGAUCCCAGGCUCCCUCCCAAGGCUCUCAUGGGGCCCCUGGCUGCUCUCUUCCCAGCGCGGGCACUGGCCGCACAGGUUGCUACAUUGUCCUGGAUGUGAUGCUGGACAUGGCGGAGUGUGAGGGCGUCGUGGACAUUUACAACUGCGUGAAGACCCUCUGCUCCCGGCGGGUCAACAUGAUCCAGACAGAGGAGCAGUACAUCUUCAUUCACGAUGCAAUCCUGGAGGCCUGCUUGUGUGGGGAGACCACCAUCCCUGUCAGCGAGUUCAAGGCCACCUACAAGGAGAUGAUCCGCAUUGAUCCUCAGAGUAAUUCCUCCCAGCUGCGGGAAGAGUUCCAGACGCUGAACUCCGUCACACCGCCCCUGGAUGUGGAAGAGUGCAGCAUCGCCCUGCUCCCCCGGAACCGGGACAAGAACCGCAGCAUGGAUGUCCUGCCACCCGACCGCUGCUUGCCCUUCCUCAUCUCCACCGAUGGGGACCCCAACAACUACAUCAACGCGGCCCUAACGGACAGUUACACGCGGAGCGCGGCCUUCAUUGUGACCUUGCACCCGCUGCAGAGCACCACGCCUGACUUCUGGCGGCUCGUCUACGACUAUGGGUGCACCUCCAUUGUCAUGCUUAACCAGCUGCACCAGUCCAACACCGCUUGGCCCUGUCUCCAGUACUGGCCAGAGCCGGGCCGCCAGCAGUAUGGCCUCAUGGACGUGGAGUUUGUGUCGGGCUCCGUGGACGAAGACUUGGUGGCCCGGGUCUUCCGGGUGCAGAACAUCUCUCGGCUACAGGAGGGACACCUGCUGGUGAGGCAUUUCCAGUUCUUGCGCUGGUCUGCAUAUCGGGACACACCUGACUCCAAGAAGGCCUUCCUGCACCUGCUGGCCGAGGUGGACAAGUGGCAGGCGGAGAGUGGGGACGGGCGCACUGUUGUGCACUGCCUAAACGGGGGCGGCCGCAGUGGCACCUUCUGCGCCUGUGCCACAGUCCUGGAGAUGAUCCGCUGCCACAACCUGGUGGACGUUUUCUUUGCUGCCAAAACGCUUAGGAACUACAAGCCCAAUAUGGUGGAAACCCUGGAUCAGUACCACUUUUGCUACGAUGUGGCGCUGGAGUACCUGGAAGGGCUGGAGUCAAGAUAGCGGGGCCCCUGGCCUGGCGCUCGCACUGUGCGCUCAGGGCCAGGCCCAGCAUGGAUGAGUAACACCUGGGCCCCUGACUCUGCUCCAGGACAACUCCCGUGGGGAAAGCAGUAGAGUGAGCCGGGGUGUCUUGGUGCCCCCCGCUAUGGGCGGGACCUCUCUCCAUGUCCCAUGGGCAGGCUGCAGGGGCCAAGGAGGAGCUCAGCGUCCGCAGCCCAACCCCCAUCCACAGGGCCCUGCAAGUCUGCGCUGUGAGUCUGGCAUUGCCUGGUGGAGUGACAGGGGCUCAGGGCUGCCGGCUCGGGAGGACCCAGGCUCAAGCUCCUUGACUCUAGGCUCAAGCUUCAGACUCUGCCCCAGCCUUUGGCAGAGAUGAGUGAGCCCCUGUAGAGCCUGUGGCCGGCCAAGGUUUCCACCCAGCAUGGCUUCCUUUUGACACGGAUAGAGGGUGCAUUGGGGCUUGGCAUCUGGAAUCCCACCUGGCCUUGCCCCUGAGGGUCCUGGGGAGACUGGACCCAUCAGACUAGUCCUCCCCAGAGGGGACUAUGGGCCCCCUCCUCUGCCCUGCUGCCCCCUCUCAGCCCCGGGAUAUUUUGCUCAUGAUCCCUCCCACUAUGACUUCUUUGAUGUGUGCUCUGAGCUUCUAUACUGGGAUCUUCCCAUCAUCCCUUGCCCUUUUCUCCGUGGGGUCUCUUCCCUGCCUGACCCAACAUCUGCAGAAGGAAGGCACCUGGGCCCUUCUUGUACUCUUCAGGCCUCACUUCUGGGUCCUGCUCCACCCAGCCCAGUGACAAUCUGCAAGGUUGAACAACAGCCCUUGGGGUUGAGGUCUCCAUGGCUCCUGGUCAGGCUGCCUCUUGGGGACGGGGCCCUGCUAGAUCUGGGGUGCUUGCAACCUCUACAGUUCAGAGGAAGAACAUAUAUUUUGGGAUGGAGGAGAAAUUCUUUUUUGUUAAUUUUAUGAUUUUUUUUUCAUGGGUGGGUGGGAAAAUCUCUUUAAAAUGGGACAGGCCACACCCCCAUUCCGUGCCUCAAUUUCCCCAUCUGUAAACUGUAGAUAUGACUACUGACCUACCUCGCAGGGGGCUGUGGGGAGGCAUAAACUGAUGUUUGUAAAGCACUUUGUAAAUAAAUGUGCUCUCUGAAUGCCA
This is a messenger RNA of Neogale vison (American mink), 5534 nucleotides long. RefSeq names its product protein tyrosine phosphatase receptor type U (gene PTPRU). Gene Ontology annotation, molecular function: protein tyrosine phosphatase activity; protein binding. NCBI's taxonomy places the organism in Eukaryota, Metazoa, Chordata, Mammalia, Carnivora, Mustelidae. Gene Ontology annotation, biological process: protein dephosphorylation. The transcript is spliced from 31 exons. Gene Ontology annotation, cellular component: membrane. The record is from RefSeq and is a predicted model, not a curated record. Bases 1 to 4383 code for a protein of 1460 amino acids.